AUGGUGGACAAUUCCGGUAGCAGCAAGGCGCAAAUGCCCAGCUUGUCCCAGGAGGGCGGCCUGGGGAGCGGGCUCAGCCAGGGGGCGGCGGCGGCGGCGGCGGCGGGGGUGAAGCUGGAGGCGGUGAUGGAGCAGCUGCAGCGGCAGCAGCAGGCUAGGCUGGAGAUGGAGCGCAAGGAGAGGCACCUGCGCGAGGCACACAUCAUGUACGCCCAGCAGGUGGCCGCCCAGCAGGCCAUCCUGGCCGCCGCCCGGGCCUCGGGGGCCCCGCUGGGGGCCGGCUUCCCGGGCAAGGGCCUGGGAGGCGGGGCCCCGGGGGGCGGACAGCAGAGCAGGGUCUCCAACCAGAGCAGCGUGGACUCGGAGCGCGAGGACGAGGAGGACCGCGGCCGGGACUCAGAGGAGGAGGAGGACGAAGAGGAGGAGAUGAUGAUGGAGGGCGAGGAGGGGAGCGAGGAGGAGGACGAGGAGGGAGGCGCCGGGGGGCUGGAGUACCUCCGCAAGCAGACGCUCGCCCUCCAGCGGGGCGCCUCGCGGCUGCACCCCCGCCCCUACCCGCCGUUCUCCGCCUCUCUGUCCGCCCCGGCCCCCCAGCGGGCCCCCUCCCCCCCUGUCAGGGUGAAACAGGAGCCGGAGGAGGAGAACGAAUCUCCGGCGGGACCCCACUCGUCCUCCUCGCCCAACGGACAGGCCGACUGGGGCUACGACGAGCAGUUCAAGCAGAAUGGUGGUUCCUCCUGGGCAGACGAAGCAGACGGGGGUAGAGGCAGAGGAGAGGCAUCCAGAGACUUCGCCAAGCUGUAUGAGCUGGACAGUGACCCAAACCGGAAGGAGUUCCUUGAUGACCUCUUCACCUACAUGCAGAAAAGAGGAACCCCGGUGAACAGGAUCCCCAUCAUGGCCAAGCAGGUGCUGGACCUGUACAUGCUCUACAAGCUGGUGACGGAGAAGGGGGGGCUGGUGGAGGUCAUCAACAAGAAGAUCUGGAGGGAGAUCACCAAGGGCCUCAACCUGCCCACCUCCAUCACCAGCGCCGCCUUCACGCUGCGCACGCAGUACAUGAAGUACCUGUACCCGUACGAGUGCGAGCGCAUGGGGCUGAGCUCCCCCGGCGAGCUGCAGGCCGCCAUCGACAGCAACCGGCGCGAGGGCCGCCGCCCCAGCUACAGCACCAGCCUGUUCCGCUUCUCUCCCUCGCCCAGCGCCGCGCCCCACAUCCUCUCCCCGCCCAAGAUGCACCUGCCCUCGCUGGCGGGCGCGGCGGCCGUCGCCCACAACGGGCUCCAGGCCUCGCCCGGGCCCUCCCUGAAGAAAGCCGCAGGUGGGCACGAGAUUCGGGCUUCACUGCUGUCGAGCAGGCUGCCCAUGGCCCUGGCGCUGGGCCACCAGCAGGUGGCGGGCUUGGCACGGGCGGCCACCCUGGAGCAGCUGCGGGAGAAGCUGGAGACGGGCGUGGCCGACGGGCCCGAGAGGAAGAUGGCGCGGCUGGCGGAGGAGCAGCAGCGCCUCAUGCAGCAGGCCUUCCAGCAGAACCUGCUGGCCAUGGCGUCCCAGGUCCCCGCCAACCUGCGUCUCGGCGCUGCCCGUGAAGACAAGCAGGACUUGGCCCUGACCAUCUCCACUAGCGGAGCCACCAGUAUCAGUGUGUCAGUGGAGGUCAACGGCAUACUUUACUCAGGAAUGUUGUAUGCCCAGAAGUCUGCAGGAGCAGCAGCAGCAGCCGCAGCAGCAGCAUCUGCCACAGUACCCCCUGCUGGCCCUAGCGGAGGGUUCGGGAUCCUCUCCUCCGCCCACAGCCCGAGCCCCCCCACCUCAUCCUCCAAGGGCCCCAGCUCUGCUGAGCUGUCCACCAGCGGCUCGCCCUAG
Megalops cyprinoides (Indo-Pacific tarpon) is the source of this 1866-nucleotide messenger RNA. Its product is annotated as AT-rich interactive domain-containing protein 3B. The transcript has 9 exons. Gene Ontology annotation, biological process: regulation of transcription by RNA polymerase II. Lineage: Eukaryota; Metazoa; Chordata; Actinopteri; Elopiformes; Megalopidae. Gene Ontology annotation, molecular function: DNA binding. Gene Ontology annotation, cellular component: nucleus. The coding region runs from base 1 to 1866 and encodes 621 amino acids. The record is from RefSeq and is a predicted model, not a curated record.